This is a messenger RNA of Sorghum bicolor (sorghum), 2188 nucleotides long. Its product is annotated as anthranilate N-benzoyltransferase protein 1-like. The record is from RefSeq and is a predicted model, not a curated record. Gene Ontology annotation, molecular function: acyltransferase activity, transferring groups other than amino-acyl groups. NCBI's taxonomy places the organism in Eukaryota, Viridiplantae, Streptophyta, Magnoliopsida, Poales, Poaceae. The transcript has a single exon. Bases 266 to 1783 code for a protein of 505 amino acids.
UCAUACAUGUGCCACAAGAUUCGAUGUGAUGUAGAAUCUUGUAAAGUCUUGGGGUUUUGGGUGUAUCUAAACAAGGCCUAUACACUACACACCCGUGCACGGAUGGUAUUCUCCACUCUCCGCCACCUGGCCCGCCUCCCGCCAAGUCCAAACUGCCAACUGCGACGAAUGCUUCCGAUCUCCUUCAAAGCCUCGAAGUGCUUGCUUGCUUCCAGGUCCCAAGUUCCAAAACCAUUUCUUCGCGUGCGCUUUCUUGCGUUCAUUCAUGUCUCCACCGCCACAACAGCAACAGGGGCCCGUUCCCCUCUCUCCGAGGCCACAGUGCUCGUUCCUGCCCGCCGGAAUGCCAGCCGAGCGCGUCGACGUCGCGGUCACCUCACGGACGCUGGUGCGGGCGUCCGACCCGCCGCGUGGCUUCCCCGCGGUACUCCAGCCCUCCAACCUCGACCUCAUCCUCGGCUCCUUCCACAUCUACCUCAUCGCCGUGUACCCCGCCCCGGCCGCGGGCUUCCCCGCCGUGGUCGCUGCCACGCGGGCCGCCUUGCCCGCGUUCCUCUCCCGGUUCUUCCCCUUCGCCGGCCGCAUCGUCGCCAACGCCGACACCGGCGCGCCCGAGAUCGCCUGCGACAACGCCGGCGCGGAGCUCGUGGUGGCGCACGCUGCUGGGGUGAGGCUCGCGGACGUCGACUUCGCCGACGCCGACCGCUCGCUGGGCCGCAUCGCGGUGCCGUUCCAGCAGGGCCUCGCGCUGUCGCUGCAGCUGGUCCGGUUCGCGUGCGGCGGGUUCGCGCUGUCGUGGGCCACCGACCACCUGCUCGUGGACGGCCACGGCCUGACGGCGCUGCCCAACGCGUGGUCCGAGCUGCUCCGCACCGGCGGCCGCCUGCUCUCGUGGGAGCCGCACCACGAGCGGGCCUCGCUCUUCCGGCCGCGUGACCCGCCGCGGUACAGCCCGUCGCUGGACGCCGAGUUCACGCGGUACGCGCCGGCGAGCCUCCCGAGCUCCCUCCUCACGGCCACGCUCGUGCGCCGCAACUACGUGGUGUCCGCCGCGGACGUGGACCGGCUCCGCGCCGCGGCCAGCACCCGCGCGCGCCGCGCCACGCGGCUCGAGGCGCUGUCGGCGCACGUGUGGAAGCUGCUCGCCGCGGCCGUGGGCGGGCUCGACGCGCGCUGCCGCAUGGCGUGGCUCGUCGACGGCAGGCGGCGCCUGGACGGCGCCAGGUACGACGCGGGCACCGUGCGGCGGUACCUCGGCAACGUGUUGACGUACGCGUCGCGGGAGGUGGACGUGGAGGCGGUGUCGUCGUCGCCGCUGGCCGACGUGGCGGCGAUGGCGGGCGAGGCCAUCGCGGAGGUGUUCCGGUCGGAGCGGUACGAGGAGCUGGUGGACUGGAUGGAGGCGCGCAAGGGGGUGUUCCGGGACCGGGAGGGCGGCGGCAAGUGGACGGAGGUGGUGGGCACGGGCACGGGGAGCCCGGCGCUGGUGGUCUCGUCGUUCGUGCCGUUCCACGUGGAGGGAGACUUCGGGUUCGGGCGGCCGCGGCUGGUGAUCCCGUGGAUUCGGCCGGGCCGGCUGGGUUCCGCGGCCAUGACGGUGGCGCGGAGCCCGGUGGAGGACGGGUCGUGGCUGAUCACCGCCAGGCUGUGGCCACGGCUUGCCGACGCCGUGGACGCGGACCCGGACGCCGUGCUCAAGCCGGCCACCGCCGCAAGGCUCGGGUUCGGCGCGCCUGAUCCGGCAGACGUGAUGCAGAUGCAGGAUACUACCAGUCGCAUGUGAGUCGUUGCCAGUCCCAGUCGGAGAGGCCGGAGCUGGGGGCCUCAGCCCUCAGCCGUCAGAACAGCAACUCCCCAGCCAGCUGCCUGUGUGGGCCGCGUAUGAGGUAUGUGACCAUGUGGCGGCAUGGCGCGGACGGAGGUGCGUGUCGUGUCGUGUGCGCCUACGUAUCCUCUCGCAUCGAUCGAUCUGGUCCAGUUUUGUCCAUUUUUGUCGAUACAAUCCAAGGAAACACAGGAGUUUUUUUUGGACAUGUCUUCUUUUUCUUUUUGAUCGUCAUGCAUUACAUUGGUGUAGCUUUUGCUGGCAACUUUGUUUGUCUUUGACGUUUGGAUCCACUCGUACUGGUUCUUUAGGUGUAGGUUAUUCGACUGAUCUCUUCUCUUCAGAGUUAAUUAUUAUUAAUUA